AUGUUAUUCACUAAGCACCAUCAUUUAUUGUUAUUAUUAUAUAUAUUUUUCUUAUUUCUUAUAACUUUAACAAAUACUUGUAAUAUAUGGAAAGCAUCCGAUUGUCCCCAACCACCAACAGCUGAUGAUGAAGAAAUUUUUAAAUAUGAUUUAUAUACACGUGAACAACUCUUUAAAUUUUGUGAUCAAGGAAAAAGAUAUGUUGAAUGUGUUAAUAAACGCCUACAAUGUUGUGAUUUAAAAAGUGAACAUGCAGGUGCUUUAGCGGCGUUUGAAGUCGGUCUACAACAAGCUGGUUGGCGAUUGGGUAGAUAUUGUGCUGGUCUUGGUGGUAGUACAAUAAUUCAAUAUAAAUGCAAAACAACAACAUUACCACCAGCAAAAACAACUACAACAACAAGUUCAACAACUUCAACAAUACCGCCUUGUGAAGCUGGAAAAGAAUGUAAUGAGAUAUUGGAUGAUCGUUUAAAAUUUGAAACUACAUGGAGUGUACAAGAAAAAAUUCAAUGGUGUAAAGCAGUAACAGAUUAUAUUCAAUGUGCUGGUAAACAUAUAACAAAUUGUUCAAUUAUUGAAGUUCGUGAUGAUGUUGAACAACUUUCAAAUUUUAUGGAAUAUAUUAUGAAACAAGCAAAUUUAAAUUGUCAUGGUGGUUUCUAUGGAUGUGAUCAUGCUGUUACUGAUGUACGUUGUCUACAAACUGCACGAAAAUUUUAUAGUGGUGAAGCAUUUGAUUCAGCAGCAAAAAAUUUAAUUAUUAAAUCGUACUUAUUUUUCACUAUUGCCUUAAUAUGGUGGUGGAAUCGAUAG
This is a messenger RNA of Rotaria sp. Silwood2, 813 nucleotides long. NCBI's taxonomy places the organism in Eukaryota, Metazoa, Rotifera, Eurotatoria, Philodinida, Philodinidae. The record is from the annotation of a GenBank genome assembly.